Benincasa hispida (wax gourd) is the source of this 396-nucleotide messenger RNA. Lineage: Eukaryota; Viridiplantae; Streptophyta; Magnoliopsida; Cucurbitales; Cucurbitaceae. The record is from RefSeq and is a predicted model, not a curated record.
AUGGUUAUUGAAAAAUUAAAACCUGUGAAUGGCUUGAAUAAAGUGAAGAAAUGGAUAGAAGAUCGCGGAUUGAAUCGUGCUGCAGUUACAAAUUCUUCUCGAACGAAUGCCGAGCUCGUGAUCUCCAUGCUUGGCCUUACAGGUUUCUUUGAGGUUGUUAUCAUAGGUGAUGAAUGUGAGCAUGCCAAGCCACAUCCAGAACCAUGCUUAAAGGCUUUGGAAGAUUUUGUAACAGGGAUCAAACCUGGAGUGAUAGCCGAGAUGCCUCUCAUCGAUAUCACCACGAGAGAUCCCGAACAAGCUUCUGCCAUCCUCAUAAAGGAUUACGAGGAUCCAAAAUUGUGGGCAGUUUUGGACAAACUCGACAGGAAAGGAGAUACCGUUGAGAAUGCAUGA